Leucoraja erinaceus (little skate) is the source of this 4456-nucleotide messenger RNA. RefSeq names its product sp3a transcription factor (gene sp3a). The transcript has 7 exons. Gene Ontology annotation, biological process: regulation of transcription by RNA polymerase II. The record is from RefSeq and is a predicted model, not a curated record. The coding region runs from base 293 to 2692 and encodes 799 amino acids. Gene Ontology annotation, molecular function: RNA polymerase II cis-regulatory region sequence-specific DNA binding; DNA-binding transcription factor activity, RNA polymerase II-specific. NCBI's taxonomy places the organism in Eukaryota, Metazoa, Chordata, Chondrichthyes, Rajiformes, Rajidae.
GGCGGGCCUUCCGCCAUGGCGUUGGGUUGAGCCGACAACAAGCGUCGUGUGGGUGGAUAGUUUUUUUUCGAGAGCCCCGGACGGUCCCGGCUCCAAGCUCCACCCUUCGCCGCUUCCUGCACCGUCAAUCAAAGCAACGAAGCAGAGAGGGGGGAAAAAUAUAUUGUAAUCAACCCGGCGCUCGCCCUCCCCCGAGAAAAAAAAGAAGGCACCAUGUUCAUCGUCUGAGCCGCCGCCGCCGCCGCCGCCGACCGACCGACCGACCGAGCGUGGGAGGGACCGAGCGCCCGCUAUGACUGCUCCAGAGAGGCCAGUGAAGCAAGAGGAAAUGGCAGCGUUGGACGUGGACAAGCAGAGCGAAUACCUCCAGCACAGGAGCACGGCGGCGCAGAACAUUCAGCCGUCACCGCUUGCACUACUGGCAGCUACGUGCAGCAAGAUCGGGUCGCCGCCAUCGGAGACUGCGGGAGCUACCGCCACUGUUGGAGCCGGCCUGCCGCUUGAUUUAGCUUCUGCACAGUUGGCAGCGUCAAAUGGAUGGCAGCUAAUAACUUCAUCCACUGUAGUAACAAAAGAUAACGCAGGCAAUUUUGUGCAAAUUACUGGGCAGGUUCCAGAAUCCCCUGUGAAUGCUUCUGUACCAACAAGUGGACAAUAUGUUUUACAAGGCUUGCAGAAUCAACAUGUGUUUGCGGUCGCUCCAGGAUCAUCGACAGAUGCAACAGGUGCAGUUCCUAGUGUUCAGUAUCAAGUUAUUCCACAAAUUCAGACUGGAGAUGGGCAACACUUGCAACUAAGUUUAGCCUCGUCUAAUACAGAAGCAGCAUUGCAGCAAGAUGGUGAUGGUCAAAUUCAAAUUAUUCCUGGCACCAACCAAGCAUUAAUUGGCAGUAAGACUCCUUCAGGCAAUAUCCUAACCACCCAAAAUAUUAUGUCACCGGGUGUUUCAGUCCAGAUACAGCCGAGUAAUGCACAUGUCCCUUUGCAAAUCCAAGGAGUCACAUAUGGUGGUGGGACUUAUCCCAGUCAAACGCAGCUUCUCACUAAUGUUCCUGUUGGAUUAACAGGAAAUGUUACUUUUAUGCCCAUUGGAAAUAUUGAUGUUGAUUCUCAUGGAACACCUACUUCACAGUCCAUGACUCAGAGUAAUGCUACAGCAAUUACCACUUCAAGCCAGAUGAUUCCUAUUUCAUCAGAAGAUAUUACUACGAUAAAUACCUCAGCAAGGACAGAUGAACAACGGAUUUCUGUAGCAGUGCAGAACUCGGCUUCUAGUGAUUCUAACACUAAUCUAACUUCCUAUGUGCCAACAUCAGUGGGUCAUAUGAUUGUUUCAGAUGGGCAUAUAGAUUGUGCACAUCAAACUUUGAGCCGUAAUUCUACUGCAACCUCUGACCAGAUACAGACAACUGAUCUUCAUUUGAACCAAUCUACUGUUGAUCACACACAGUUACAUGAUCUACAAGCCUCGCCCUCGCAACAAGCUGACCAUCAACUUCAAUUUCAGUCACAUCACCAAUUUGCUGUCCAGCCGCAAAUUGUUCAGAAUAUUCCUCAGCAGGCGAUACAGACAAUUGGAGGACAAACCAUUACUGCACAAGCUGUUCCUCAACAAGCUUUGCAGAAUCUUCAACUGCAAGUAAUCCAAAAUGCAGGCUCCCUGAUAUUACGAGCCCCUACGUUAACUCCAUCUGGAGAAAUUACUUGGCAAACCUUUCAGGUGCAGAACAUCCAGAACUUGCAAAAUGUGCAAAUUCAGAAUGCACCAACGCAGCAGAUAACUCUUACGCCGGUGCAUACCGUUACGUUGGGCCAAGUAUCAUCCAGUGGGGCAUUGACUCCAAUUGCACCAGCUCCAUUAACUGUUAGUAGCCCACAAUUACAGACAGCAACUGUGAAUUCGUUCACCUCUUCAAGCAUUCAAUUGCAACAAGGUACACACAAUUCGAAUAUUCAAAUUAAAGAAGAAGAGGACGAUUCUGAAUCGUGGCAACUAGCAUCACAGCAUUCUAAUGUGAGAAAUGCAACAGUCCUUGGUUCCAGUGAUUUAGCACAAGUAUCUGUGAAUCUGGAUGAGGAUGGAAAUGACCAGCAGUAUCAACCAGGGAAACGACUUCGCAGAGUUGCAUGUACCUGUCCCAACUGCAAGGAUGUUUUGGGAAGAUCCUCCAGUAACUUGGGCAAGAAGAAACAGCAUAUAUGCCAUUUUCCAGGUUGUGGAAAGACUUAUGGCAAAACAUCCCAUCUUAGAGCUCAUCUUCGCUGGCACACAGGAGAACGACCUUUUGUGUGUAACUGGGUAUUUUGUGGUAAACGGUUCACUCGCAGUGAUGAGCUGCAACGUCACAGAAAAACACACACAGGUGAGAAAAAAUUUGUCUGCCCAGAAUGCUCCAAGCGCUUUAUAAGAAGUGAUCAUCUUUCAAAGCACAUUAAAACACACCAGAACAAGAGGGGCAACCUUUCCAGCCACAACAGUGCUGCUAUAUCAUCAAUGGAAGUGACUUCGGCCUCGGAUGUUGGUAUCCUUGCAUCUGGAGGAACUAUUAUGUCGCCGGUAAUAGCAAACAUUCAGCAGGGUCAUAUGGAAGGGAUUGGAACUGAUCAUUCUGAUGGUGCAAAUACAGAAGAAAUGUUGCAUAAUACUGAUAUACAGUUAGUCACAAUUGGUGGGGAUGACUGUAUGGACUAAAAUUUACAGAGAAACAAUAUGUUAGUGGAUUUUAUAAAAGAGCAAAAGGCUGGUAAAUUUUAUGCUUUUUCUGCGGUCUUUUUAUCAGUGUGAUAAAAUUUCAUCUAUUAUGGAAAAGUGACAUGUCACUAAAAUGCCUUAUUUUCUAUGUAUUUGUAAUACAGUAUUCAUAACUAUUGAACACUGGCAAUGUUGCAUGUACAUUUUGCAGAUGCUCACCAUGUAGCAAUUUUCAAAUAUAGCACUCAUAGAUUAUAAACACAGGAAAAUAGCUAUGCAAGACUGGGGACGGGGGUGGGGGCGAUCUUGAAAAUUAAGACGGGGUUGAUGCAGUCCAGAAUGGGAAAGUUAAUGGUAUGUACAUCUUGAACACAAUUUAUUGUGAUAUAUCUGUUUUCUAUUAAAUUUCGUAGCAAUUUUCUAAUUCAACAUUACAUUUUCUGAUGUAACAGGCAUAUUUCAAACAUAAAAGGGUCACUGGUCUGCAUUCUAUAAGGUGAUUAGUAAACUAGCUGUCAGUUUAGUGUCCAGGUAUGCAUUUGUGUGUUACUAACCUCUUUAUAAAAGAGGAAUAUUGUAAAAAUGGGAACUGGAGUCUUAAUCUAUUUUUUCAAUUUAUUAAAAGCCAUUUUUUGCUAAUGUUAAGGAUCAUCUGCCAAAUAACUGUGUUGAUUAUAUUUAACCCUGAAGUUACAAAGUGGCUACUAAAUGAAGCUUCUUUGACACUUUGCAGAUCCUUAUGCAUCUCUACCCUUUGUAAUUUUCUAUAUUCAAGUUUUUACCUUAACUAUUUGUUGCGCAUAUAUAUAUAUUCAGUUUGUAUUUUUAUUAUGUAUUUGUUAAGGCUGCAGAGAGGUGUUGCUUAACUAUUUAAUCUCAAUCAUCAUUUCAGCACCAUAGAAAUGGGGAUCUAAAUGCUACCAUUUGACUUUUAUUUCUUUCCAAACCGCUUAUGCAGUGCUAUUACAAAUCACAACAAUUUUCCCCAGAAUAUAUUAGAGACAUCUUGUGCCAGUUUUUAAAGUACUGAAUCACCUCGUAGUUUGUACCCUUUUGAAAUUUAUUUUUAACUGUCUUGUCCUUUUUGUAAUGAAAUAAACAUUCAGAUUGCAAUAUAAACCGGCUUUGAUGAACCAAAUUGUGAUUUCAUUAGUUUUAUUUUGGUUCAGCACAUGAACCACUGCUAUGAUGGGAUUAUCAGUGUCACAUGGUUUAACAUUAUUCCUUGAGUAAAAUAAUAUUUUGUGCAUAUGUUUAUAUGAUGAGUCUAUUGAUCAUUGUUUCCAAUUUGCAUCCAGUUACUCACUAGUAUGUGUUUUAUGAUUAUCCAGAACUUCCUCCCAAAUAUAUUAUACUUCAGCAUAGGACAUGAGACCUACUGAGGUUUUUCCAGCAGUUCGUGUCAUUCCUUCACUUCAGUAUUUUUUUUUUUUAACUCGUCACAAAAAUGUCAAGUUCCAAUGGGAAAUGGGUCUGAAACUAAGAUGUGUUAUUUGUGCAAGUGCCAACAGCUGAGGUUAAGUGUGUUACAUGUGAAAAUAAUGGACAGUACCGUUCUGUAGUAAUUGUUAUUUAAAAAAAGAACUUAUGUUAAUGUUUUAGAAGGGUUAAGCAAGUUUCUUUGCAUUUUAGAGCUAAUUUCGAUCAUUCUUCCUACUUCUUCCACCUCUCCCCAUCCCUCCCAAAAAAAGUUAGGUGUUCUUUGAAACAAUGAUGAAACUUGAUUUUAAAAUUCAAUAAAAAUAUAUACAUACCAUGUGGAAA